Messenger RNA from Acanthosepion pharaonis, 2574 nucleotides. Lineage: Eukaryota; Metazoa; Mollusca; Cephalopoda; Sepiida; Sepiidae. The record is from the annotation of a GenBank genome assembly.
AUGAAUAUCGCCAAGAAAACCACAGGUACUCAUGCCCAAACUCGCAAAGAAAUUACAAAUACUGCAGCUGGCAAGAAAAUACAAUUAGAAGCAAAACAGUACCAGAGAAUGCGCCAGUCAUUUUUCACUAAUUUAUUAUUGCUUGGAUUUGAUAAAGAAGCCAAUGAGAAAAAAGAUAAUGUUAUUUACAAUGAAGACACAUUUGUGGUGGCUAACAAUAAAGGAGCUUUAACAGUUCUACACUUUCUGCUUAAUAAAUUGGAUCCAGAGGAAUGUAAAACUCGAUUCAGAGGAAUUUGGCCAGUAUUCGACAAAAAACAGGAGCAGAGUUUCCGGAAAGAAACUUGUAGUUGGUUAAAUAAAAUUGCUCUUGAAGAUUCUGAAGCAAAUUUUUCCCGUCUCAACCCAUCAUUGUUUCUCUCUCCUGGUGGUUACAGGUUUCAAUUAUUUCUGUUUCAAUUGUCCAAAUAUGUCAUGUUGAAGUCACUAAAAAGAGAGUGUGUUUUAUUCUUAGGAUUGACCAAAGAGAGUUAUCUGCGAUGUCCUGUGCUGAAGAGCCAAGCUCCACAUUUAACGGAGGUUCAAGUGAAGAUCCUAAAAAGUGCCACUGUUAGGCAUAUGCGAUCUUAUGUAGAGAAUGUCAAACAGUCUUUACAAGUUCAUAGCAAAUGGCAUGAACAAGUUGGAGAUAUGGUGAAAAACUACAGAAUGUUAUGCAAGAAAGUACGAGCAUUCGAACGCAAAGAGAAACAAAAUACAGAGGAAAAAGAAACUGCUGAAAAAUGGGAUGGAGAUAAACUUGUUAAGGACGAGUCACUUGAAAAAGUGAGAGAGGAUUGGCUGAAAUUUAGGAAGACAAUAGACUCGCAAAAUGAAGAAUGUGAAAUUAUUAAAUCCAUUUUGCAAAACCUUGCCAGUCAUUACAAGAUAGACCUUAAGCUGAUCAAUGCUCGUAUUCCAGAUUUACUGCUUCGUGUGCAGGAACACCAGAUUCAAGAGCGACAAAUUGACAAUCUGUACAAAGAAGGAAAACUAAAUCUCGUCAGUUUAGUUCAGUUGUUAAAUCUUUCUCUUGAGAUGUAUUAUGAAAAAUUUAAAUCUGCUGUCCUUCCUACUCCAAAAGAGAACAUUGCUCCACUGCAACAAAAGUCAGGCACACAUUCUAACCUUCUACAGAAUAUGCAGACACUCAGAGAAAAUAUGAAGGAACAAUUGCAUUUACUGAAAACUUCCGUUCAAAAAUCUGCAGAGAAGGCAGAAAAAAAAGCCAUUGAACAAAAAUUGUUGCCCUUGGAAUUCACCCUUAAUGCUCCAACUCCACCAAGGAAUUUCCAGCUGCUUUGUGAUCGGUCAGUUCCUGUAGAUUCACCUUUGUCUGAUCGACGAUUACCUACUGAAGAAAUUGAUACCCCUGAGGCUGCCAAAAAGAUUCAAAUGGCUGCCAAGGAAAGUGCUUUGAAGAUGAAAGAUCAGAAAAAAGUCCAUAGUGAUUCACUUCAACAUCAACUGAGCUUGCUUUCUCCGGUAGAUGUUUGUGUAGAGAAAAAAAACAAGUUGCCUAUAAAAGUUAGUGGAUGUUUGUCAGAGAAUAAGGACAGUUUUGAUUCUACACCACAAAUUCGAAACCACAAAUCCUUGGAUAAGGCUUCAUUAAGGAUGCAAAUCAGGUCUUUAGGAGUUAGAGCCAAUUCUAAAAAUGGCAAAAUGGUCAAAACCGGUAACAAAUUCCGAAGCAAAUCAGUGUCUGAUUUCUCUGAGAAGAAAGGGGUUGAAAUCUGGGCAGAUCAGAUUGUAGACCAUGUGAUGGGAGUGAGUGAUGUUGUUCCACAAAACAUUACAGAAGCCCUUUCUAUGGAUGCUUUCAAAUCUAGAGAUAAAUUGGCACGUAGUCCAGUGAAAAGCACCUCCUUUGUAAAGAGUUUCUCUACCUGUCAUGAAAAUAUUCCUGAGAUUGAAAUAGAUGCAGGCACUCCUUCUUCUUCUUCUUGCCAAAAGAGUGUCAAUCUGAGUUCUGUUUCCAGCUUGACUGAAUUGUAUAACAGUCCAGUGAUUACGUCAACUGACACCAAAGGCAAUGGCUGCAAUGUGUCGUCCAUUGUUAAUACUGAGCAACAAUCCAGUCAAAUUGGGAACAAUCUCGACAUCAGUCUGGAUGCAUACCUCCAGUUACCUUCAGAUCACAAGGGACUCAAUCUGGAUAUAUUUGAAGAUGUUCCCUGUCCCAAGAUGCAUUUCAGUGAUUUAAAUUCUGGAGAAGAUGCCUCGGACCGUAUGACACUGACAGAUGGCGCCAGUCUCUCACUUCUUCCCAGCAUUCAAGACCUCUCAAAAGAUUGUAAUUCUAAAGAUACAUCAGAGCAGCAAGACAUUGACUGUUCAGAUUAUUUCACACCUUUGAAAUUUGGUCUGCAUUUAAAACGGACUUCAAAUUUGUCAUUUUUGGAAGAGAAACCUGCAAAAAGUAACCAAAGUAGCUUGCUUGAUACUGUCCUGACUACUUCCAUGGCCGCUUCACUUAAAGAACCUGAAGAAAUGAUAUUUGAAGACGAAGACCCAGUUUUUCUUGUUCCCUGA